Messenger RNA from Pimephales promelas (fathead minnow), 3482 nucleotides. RefSeq names its product endosomal transmembrane epsin interactor 2 (gene entrep2). Lineage: Eukaryota; Metazoa; Chordata; Actinopteri; Cypriniformes; Leuciscidae. The record is from RefSeq and is a predicted model, not a curated record. Gene Ontology annotation, cellular component: membrane.
UAUUCUGUCUUAAACAAACGAGUUUAAUGAAAAGUAACAAUAUGAAGAAGUAAGUUUAAGUAGACUCAUAUCAUCUAUUCGCGGCUUUUAUGGUUCCAAAAGCGAGUUCGUUGCCCACAUCCAUCUGAAUCUACAUAUGGCGACACGUCAGUCCGAUCUCCUCCUCCUCUACACAAGCACCUGCUCGCACACACACACCUCCAACUGAUAGACUACCAGCGCGAGGCUGCGGCUGCACGCAAAGACCGAGCGAACAUUUCUACACUGGAGUCGGAGGUUGGAAACGCGUCAUACGCAGCGCGUACCUACAUAGGCGCGAUAGAUGCGAAUUUCGUUCUCAUUGAAUACGGUGUUCUCAGUUCAGAGCCGUGAGGUAUUUCAUUAACGGACUGUCACUGCUGUGAAUGGAUUUGAUGGAUCACCUAUCCCGUGCAUUUUUCCUCGAAGAGGGCCAUUCAGCGCUCUUCUUCGCAAAGCUUACCUCUUUGUCUUAUUGAAAUGAUUUUGGAUAACGCUCGGUAAAACACCUGCUUGAAAACAGCGCACUUAUCCUCAGUGAGGCAUCGUGAGCUUCCUCGUGUAACGGGAUAAUGGUCUGUGCGUCUUGGCAACACGCUAUGCAUUCAUCUUUACUUUGUGGAUGUCGGAGUGACUAAACCCAGAGGUGUCUUGUAAUCCCGAAGCCCGCUGAUUUAACCCAAGUUUUGGUUAAUUUAAACUGUUUAGUCGUGACCAUGCCCGUCAGUGCAAUGCCGAGGGGUCGGUCUCUGAGCCCAGUAUCUCUGUCCCGCAGUCUCUCCCGGCUGAGGGAGUUUCGGACCCGGACUCGCAUCAUGCUUUCUCUGGGAGUUUCACAGAUGGUGCUCGGGAGUCUCAUUUUGGCUGUCAGUUUCGCCGCUUUGGCCCUUACUACAUCUCCGAGGGUGAGACAUUCGUGUCCUUUUUGGGCAGGAUUCUCGGUGCUUUUGUCUGGACUGAUUGGAGUGGUGUCAUGGAAAAGGCCCCUUUCUUUGGUGAUAACUUUCUUCAUGUUGUUGUCUGCUGUGUGUGUGAUGCUGAACCUCGCAGGAGCCAUCCUUUCCUGUCAGAAUGCCCAGUUGGUCAACUCUCUGGAGGACUGUCAGCUGAUCAAAUUUGACAGUGAUGGUGUGUGUGUCUGCUGUGAGCUCGAGCACCAGAAAUCUACCUGUAAUAAUCUGGGAGAUACACUUAAACUCAACCCACUGAGGGACUGCAACACCAUACGCCUCCGACUGAAGGAGCUGCUUUUCAGCGUGUGUGCACUGAAUGUUAUCUCCACCAUUGUGUGUGCUCUGGCCACUGCCGUGUGCUGUAUGCAAAUGGUUUCUACUGAUUUACUACAGAUGUUCAUGCCACACAGAGCACGUGCCCUGAGUGCUGACUGUAUGACCCCUCAUGGUACCAUCUUACACCAGACGCUGGACUUUAACGAGUUCAUCCCACCCAUCCCGCCUCCUCCCUACUAUCCCCCAGAGUACACCUGCACACCUGUAAUGGAGGGCCAGAGAGGGUUGCAUCUGGACUUUCCACACUCUCCCUUCAGUGCUAUUUAUGGGGUGCCUAUUAACAGCCCUGGGGCUCUAUAUCCAUCUGAGCUGCCACCACCCUAUGAGUCUGUCGUGGGACAGACACCUGCCAGCCAGAUCACCACCAGUCUAGAGCAACAGGUCACCGAGUCCAGUCUGUGUGAAAGGAACACCACCGCUGGCCUUAGCACUCAGGCCUCUGUUGAUAGUGCUUCCCUUAUGGUGUCCGAGACUGCAGACAUCCCCGAUCACAGUUGUUCUUCUGAAGACCUGUGUUCUCUAGAGGUACAGGGCUCUGAUUCCUCUCCGUAUGGUACUUUGCGCAUCGUACCUACCGACGGCAGCUGCACAAGCCUGGAACACAGCACCCACUCUUCCCUGAGGCGUCAGACCCCUUCUCGACUGGACCGCAGCGAGUCCUCCGUCACGCACCACUCUCCACAGUUGUCACCCGAUGCCGUUAACGUGCCCGAGAAGGAGGAGAUUACAGCCGUUAAACCCAUGUCUCGCACACAGCACAGAGAACGAACCAAUAAGAAGCUUACCCUUCUAUUCCCUCCAAGCACUCCAUCCCAAUGUGCUUCCAACUCAGCAGUGACCUCCACUGCCGGUGCAGCUUCUGCCCUGACCCCCUCCAUCUGUACCUUGCCGUCACCCACCGCUCAGCUGAGGGGAACCCGGCUCUGCUUCAGCGUCUGGUCUCCAUCCUCCUCUUCCUCACAGCCCCAUGCUACCUCUACCCUGAGCAACUCCAGCCAACGUGAGCGGCCCCGCACACUCCGUGCCACCAAAGGGUAUCGGAAGCUGGCGAGGAUUGUGCGUUCCACUAGUGAACCCACAUCCUGUACUUCCAUGUCUAGAAGUGACCGUUGUGCUCCUGCUUCUAUCCAUCCACCUGAGGACUCCCCGCAGACUCCCUGUGAUCAAGCAUGCAUGGAGCUCUCUGAAAGCACCCGACAGACUUCCGCCAAACACAGCAGCCAAGGGGGCAAAAAGCAGAAGGACGGUGGAAAGGUGGACCUCCAACUCAAACCUCACAUCCCUCACUCAAUGUCUACAGAACGGCAGCAAUCUCUCGCAGACCUCAAGACUUACAAAGACACCAAAGUGCUGGUGGCCAAGUUUCUGGAGCACUCGAGCUGCAGUCUACCUCCAGAGGUCCAGCAGGUGGUCAACAGCAUUAAAUGUGUUAUUAAAUCUGAUGAGAAACACAUGGAGGAGGCCAUAUUCAGUGCCAAUAUCAUUGAUCAGUUGAUGACACAGUCACGGAAGAUCAUGGGCAGCCCGAGGAAGAAUGCUCACGAAGAUCUGCAUUUACAGAGCUGCGGAGCUCUGAGUUCCCCAUCUUCAUCCGUGCGCCGUCCACUCAGAGGAUCCAGUCAGACAGAUGUCCCUGCCACCCUGGGUCAUCAGUCUCCACGCCAGCCUCAAAGUCUCAUCAGUGUAUGCCGAGAAACUACACUUUGACCCUCUGGACUACAAACACCCUUUUCCUCCAUAAACCUCUGAAUAUGUGCCAAGGCCAAGUCCUAACUCUCAUCAGCAGAAAACUGUAGCUCUUGAAAUACAAACGAAAUGUUAACAUGGAGUUGAAACUCCCUCGUAAUAAAGAUAUUCAAAAAAAUACCUGCAGAGGUAUAUAUUUUUAUUUUAUUGUCCGAAUUUUUUUGUUGUUGAAGUGUUGAAUUUGCUACUGUGCUAAACAGGAGAGUGGGUCUGUAAUGGACUGUAGAAGAUGACAUGGAAUUACCUCUUCACAUUUUUAAUGAGAAUUAAUAUUGAAAUGCACAGCAUUUUGUGAAAUAUUGGACAUACUGUACUUGGUCAUUGUGUGCCACUUCAGGACAGAGACCUUUAUGAAGCUGGAUUAUUCAACUUACCUCAGUGUGUAAUUAUUAUUUUCAGUGUUGCAAAAUAAAAAUGUGUCUGUUUGUA